AUGGUGGUUUUCCAAAGUGGGUUACCUCUAUUUUGCCAACAGUUCAGAGCACUGUUACGGAAAAACAUUAUCCUUGCAAAGCGAAACAAAAGGUCUACGUUGAUCCAACUCUUUGCGUCCUUCAUAUUCGUGUUCCUCUUGUUUAGCAUUGAGAAAGGCAACAAACUGAGCUAUGGCAAAGUCACUGACCCAAAGGUGGUGGCCUCGUUCCCAAUCCCUCCAUGUGAGCACAAGGCUCACAUCAGGAAACCGUGCUUCGACUUUGUGUGGAGUGGGAAUGGAAGCUCCACCAUUAACACCAUUGUCACUGCCAUCAUGAACAAUAAUCCUGGUCGUCAGAUUCCCAUCAAGAAGGUCAAAGCAUUUGGAACACAGAAAGAGGUAGAUGCAUGGCUCUUAAGCAAUCCUAGGCGGAGUGCGGGAGCUUUACAUUUUAUAGUGAGGAACAAGACUGUGAUAAGCUAUGGCAUUCAAACUAACUUCACUUCAAUUACUAAGCGAGAAGAUCGCACAUUCAAGUUUCAAAUUCCACUUCAAUUGGCUGCUGAGCGUGAAAUUGCUAGGUCUCUCAUUGGAGAUCCUAACUUUAGCUGGGUUGUUGGGCUUAAGGAAUUUGCACACCCAAGAAUAGAAUUCUCCUCUUCUUUGGAUGCAAUGGUACCUCCAUUUUUCCUUGCAACUGCCAUGUUUGGUUUUGUGUUUCAAAUGGGUUCUUUGGUCACUGAGAAAGAGCUCAAACUUCGCCAGGCAAUGACUAUGAUGGGUCUAUAUGACUCUGCUUUCUGGUUGUCAUGGCUCACAUGGGAGGGAAUUCUUACAGUUCUUUCAUCAAUUUUAAUGGUUGUCUUUGGAAUGCUGUUUCGAUUUGAUAUUUUCUUGAAGAACAGCUUUGCAGUUGUCUUCCUUCUGUUCUUUCUUUUCCAAAUCAAUAUGCUUAGUUUUGCAUUCAUGUUGUCGACCUUCAUUAGCAAGUCAUCUUCAACAACAACAAUGGGAUUCUCUAUAUUUGUCAUUGGUUUCAUAACUCAGAUGACAGUAGCAUUUGGAUUCCCCUAUGAUCAAUCCUUUGCUAUAAAGUAUAGAAUUAUGUGGUCAUUUUUUCCACCAAAUCUGCUUGCCCAGGCCCUUAACAUGUUUACAGAUGCGAGUUCACAGCCUGAAGGUGUUGGCAUUAGCUGGGGUAGGCGGGCUGACUGUCCACCAGACGAUAGUGGUUGCGUAAUGACAAUUGAUGGUAUAUAUAAGUGGCUUGCAUCUACAUUUUUCCUGUGGUUUAUUUUGGCUAUCUACUUUGAUAACAUAAUCCCAAAUGCAUCUGGUUUGAGGAAACCAUUGUUCUACUUUUUAAAUCCUUCGUAUUGGACAGGCAAAGGUGGAAACAAGGUGAAAGAGGGCAACAUUUGCAGGUGCAUUGGUUUAGAGCCAUUGCCUGAGCUUAUUACUCCAGAUGAUGAAGAUGUCCUUGAAGAGGAAAACCUUGUAAAACAACAAGCCAGGGAGGGGAUUGAUGAUCCAAAUGCUGCAGUUCAAAUACAUGGCCUUGUAAAAACAUAUCCUAAGACCAUAAAAAUUGGUUGUUGUCGAUGCAAACAGACUCCACCUUACCAUGCUAUUAAUGGCUUAUGGGUGAAUUUUAGAAAAGAUCAGUUAUUUUGUCUUCUUGGACCAAAUGGAGCUGGAAAAACUACAACAAUCAAUUGUUUAACAGGCAUUUCCCCAGUGACCGGAGGAGAUGCAACCAUUUAUGGACACUCUGUUCGAAAUUCUGUUGGCAUGUCAAACAUCCGAAAACUCAUAGGAAUUUGUCCACAGUUUGAUAUUCUUUGGGAUGCGUUGUCUGGUCAAGAGCACCUCUACCUCUUUGCAAGUAUCAAAGGCCUACCACCAAAUUACAUUGAAUCGAUUGCUCAUAAAUUAUUAGAUGAGGUGAGACUCACUGAAUCAGCCAAAGGAAGAGCUGGUAGUUACAGUGGUGGAAUGAAACGUCGUCUCAGCUUUGCAAUAGCCCUUAUUGGUGAUCCGAAAUUAGUCAUUUUAGAUGAACCGACAACUGGCAUGGAUCCAAUAUCAAGAAGGCAUGUUUGGGAUAUAAUAAAGGAUGCAAAGAGAGGGUGUGCAAUUGUACUAACAACACACUCAAUGGAAGAAGCUGACAUCCUAGGUGAUCGGAUAGGAAUCAUGGCAAAGGGUAGGCUUCGUUGCAUUGGAACAUCAAUCAGGUUAAAGUCACGGUUUGGGAUAGGGUUUAUUGCCAAUGUGAGCUUCUCUAGAAGUGAUGUUGGACAAGCUCUUCCUGUUGAAGAUGCAAUCACUGAAACUCAUGAGGCUGUAAAGCAGUUCUUUAAAUAUAAUUUGAACAUAGAGCCAAAAGUGGAGAAUGAGGCCUUCCUAACUUUUGUCAUUCCUCAUGAUAGAGAGAGCCUUUUAAGGAAAUUUUUCAAGGAUCUCGAAGAAAGAAAGAGAGAAUUUGGAAUAUCUGACAUCCAAAUUGGCCUUACAACUCUUAAUGAAGUUUUCUUAAACAUUGCAAAGAAGGCAGAGCUAGAGAGUGCCACUGUUGAGGGGAGGUUAACAACUUUGACUUUAACAUUAGGAACCUCAUUUCAGAUACCUAUAGGAGCUCAACUAGUGAGGAUUCCAGAAAGUGAGUCUGCAGAAAAUCCUACUGGCCUUAUGGUAGAAGUAUACUGGGACCAAGAUGAUGCUGGUAACCUCCGCAUUUCUGGCCACUCAAAUGAGAUGCCAAUACCUCUUGGUGCUCAAGCAAUGGCCUCUUCAUCAAAUUCUAACACAGACUCAGGCCAAACAAGACCAAUUCAAGCAACUGUGAUUGAUCCAUCAUUCCUAAAUAGACAUGAUUAAACCCAUCAAACUAGUAAUAUAAAUUAUAAAUAAUAAAUUUACUUAGAAUAUUAUUGUA
Molecule: messenger RNA, 2920 nt
Organism: Quercus robur (English oak)
Lineage: Eukaryota; Viridiplantae; Streptophyta; Magnoliopsida; Fagales; Fagaceae
Product: ABC transporter A family member 2-like
Exons: 16
Coding region: 1-2862 (953 amino acids)
Biological process (GO): transmembrane transport; lipid transport
Cellular component (GO): membrane; intracellular membrane-bounded organelle
Molecular function (GO): ATP binding; ATP hydrolysis activity; lipid carrier activity
Source: RefSeq, a predicted model, not a curated record